UUUCGAUAUGCUGUCCCGCCCGAACCCCAAGUCUACCCGGAUUGUUUUUGAACCAUCCGUCAGAGAUGCUAUGAGUUGAGUUGAGUUGAUAGUAACAGCGGAUGUGCCAGAUCCAACAGUUGGAAGACCUGUCCACCUGACUCGGCUUCUCGUUUCUUCGGUCACACGGCUUUCCCUCCUCGAAUCCAAAUACACCUGGGUAACGUUGCCAGCCCAUCCCCGACGGCUUCCUGUCUCUGCAGGCUAAAAAGUGCAUGCUUGUACGAAUACUUCUGCCAUCGUGGCUGUGCUGCUGCCAUAUCCCCACGCAACGCAGGACAGCCUGAUCGUAGCACACCGUUUGCUAAUUGCACACUGAGGUCCUACAUUCUGUUUGGGUCCAGUAUACUCAUUUAUACAAGUCUUGUACGUUGAAACGACCACUCCUGGACACGAGACAUUGCCCUCGAGACCGGUCAAGCUAACACUGGCUCAACUCCUCGCCCGUGAUUUCGCCGUUUCCGGGCCAUAAGCUGAAGGAGGUGAUUUGAUCUUUCACCCUUCUACAGGCCGAAGACAAGGCUGGAGCGGUUCAUGGUCAGCACCAAGCCCGCUACCUGUGCCCCAAGAAAUGCCAACCACCUCCCCUCCCUGCCCACCAAUCAUCGAAGAACUGUCUUCCACCCCUCAAGAAGAACCAGUAGGAGCUUCCCAGCCGUGUCAGUCAUCCUCUCAGAGCCUGCCGAGCCGGGCUUAGAUCGGGGGGCCCGAAGAAGACUUGCAUACAACCAUCCCCUCCUCUGCUUCUACCACCCUCCCCUCCGUAUUCUUGAUUGCCUCUUCUUUCUCGAAGUCUUACAGGCCGGAACGGCCUUGCACACCACACAAACGGUAAUGAAUUGGAUGGCACCUUCCAGUGGCAACAAUCUUAUCAGAACCGCUCCCGUCUUGGUGGCUCCCCUUCAUAGGGCCACUCAUUGCCACCGUACCGAUUCGUCCGUCCGGGCACACGGCGAGAGCGACGCUGCGGGGUUUGAUCCAUAUGCGUGCUGUUCAUCUCACUGUUUUUUGUUUAAUCUUCCACUACCCUUCAUAGAACCAUCCCAGGCGCGCUAUUGCCGUGUUCUUCGGGUCUCGGGCACAGGCUCACUUGAUCAAUCUCAAGAUAUCCUUGACAGGGCUGCCCAUCGCUUUGCAGGCCACUCGUCAGCCUCCGCCCGCUCUUCUGCUUAUUCUCUUCUGCUGCGCUGCCUCCCAAAAGACUUCGCCACCGCUUCUGGGAGCACUGUGCUGCCUUCCAAAUAAGCACGCCGACUGGCCACUAUGUGCUGAGACAGCUGCCGGCGACGUGAUAUUUACCCCCCAGCGCCUCACCAAGCCAGUGACUUGACGAAGCUGUCGAAAGAUGGUUUUCUUGCGUUGUGCCUGGCUUGUAGCCUUUGUCGGUCUCGUGGCCGGGCAAUACGAUGGAUGGGACCUCGAGAAAGGCCAAGUCAGCUCGGAGAUGUGCUUUUGGUACUCACCAAGAGCUGCUGUUAUUCGCGACACUCUAUGGCUUGACGGCGGCAGACUCUACUGGACUCCAACGUACCGAGAUGGAAGUGAGGGGCCCCCGGAAACCCUGGAUAACCCUUUGGGUUUGAUGUACUCGUUGAACUUCAGCAAGCCCUUUGACAAAACCACAAACAUCACCACGCUGAUCGCCACCAAGUCCAAGGCUUUGGGAGGCGUCGGCAACGCCAACAGCUUCGCACCAAACACCAUCGACGGCGCGCUGCUUCACAACGACGCUGAGUUCUUCUUGUACGGGGGAGUCCUUCCCAAGCGGACGGAUGCUUUCGAUCCUCCGCCCGGCGAUAAGGUGAUGGCGUUACGUCUCCACGCAUACGGCCCUGAAAAGCCUAGUUUUCAGAAUGGCAGCGGCGACAAUUAUGAUCUCGGGGACGACGUGACGCGGUACGUUGCCCAUGGAGGAGCUGCCAGCGCUCCCUCCGAGAACAAGGCCUGGUAUGUAGGCGGCAUGCGCUCGCCUCUCUGGGGCGAGAUGUACAUGAGCAACCCGAACCGCUCGCUGAACGCCGUCAACGCCUCAAACACCCUGAUCACUCUCGACAUGUCCGAACAGCUAUUCGAAAAGUUCUCGAACCAGUCGUUGCCAAGCAUCAUCCGUGCAAGAGCAAACCCCGAGGUCGUUUGGGUUCCUAUCGGGGCCCAAGGUAUUCUCGUCGUUCUGGGAGGUGUAACCUACCCCGAGUAUGUCAACUUGAGUCACAAAUCUGAAGACGCCGCCAAGAGCCAACAAGAGAGUCCCGCGUUCAUGGAGACCAUAGACAUCUAUGACGUAGCCGGCAACAAGUGGUACCAGCAGAAGACCGAGGGGAUCAAACCCCCGGCCCUUGCCCGAGGCUGUGCUGUCCUGGCGCCGGCACAGGACUACUCGAGCUUUAGCAUCUACUACUAUGGCGGAUACGACGGAAUCAGUGCCCAAGAAGACUUUAGCGAUGAUGUCUGGGUUCUCUCCAUCCCAUCCUUCCAGUGGACCAAGGUCUAUGAGGGUAGAGCUCUCCACGCGCGCGCCGGCCAUCGGUGCGUGAUGCCUUAUCCUGACCAGAUGAUGGUCGUAGGCGGCUACACGGCCAUGCCCGGGAGAGGGAAUCCGCCCUGCCUCGAGGGAGGAAUCAUUCAAGUGUUCAAUCUCUCGAGCGCAGAGUGGCUUGAUGGAUACAGUCCGAGCAAAUGGUCCAACUACACCAUACCGACCGCCGUCGUCAGCAAGAUUGGAGGCGACGCAAAGGGAUCAGCAACAAAGAAACAACCCGAGGGAUCCGGAUGGGCUGAUCCAAGUCUGGCAGCCAUCUUCGCGACGCCGUAUGAGACUUCAAAGAUCCAAACGUGGUAUCCCUACACCGAGUCGAAGGAAACUACCCGGCCCACCAUCCCGGACGGCGGAAACGGAGGCGGAGGCGGCGGCGGCGGUGGGACACCGAAGUGGGUUGCCCCCGUUCUCGGCGUCGUCCUCGGUCUCGUCUUCAUCACCGCCAUCCUCGUCGGCUUCUGCCUCUGGCGCCGCCGCAGGGUCCUCCGUCGCGGAAACGGGACCGCAACCCAGACGGAGGAUAACGGCUCGCGCAUCAUCUCCUGGAUCAGGGGCCAGCCAAGCGAGCCGGCCAAGGCGCCUACUGUCACAACCGAGGAGACGCUUUCUAAUCAGGACAUGGCCGAGGUCCGCACGCCGCCUCCGGCGCCCGCGGCGUCGCCCGCACCGCGGCAUUUUGUCCACGAAGUGGCCGAUACCCAAAUCAUCGCCGAGCUUCCAGACACAUCGCCGCGCCCGGAGCUUCACGGGGUCGGCCUGACGCCCAUCGAAAUCAUCAACAAGCACACCCACUUCGGCACCGGGCAAGGCUCCAACGUCCCCAACCAAUCGUCCUACUACGCCUCCGUCUCCAGCAAUGAGAACGCGUCCACCCUCUCCCGCUCCUCCGGCGUCCUCGGCUACCAAACCCGCGCCCAGUCGCCCGACCCGGGACCCCCAUCGCCACCGAUCGGCACGGCCGUCGUGCCCGCGCCCGCGGGGGGCCGCGUCGGCUCCGACGUCUCCGGCCUCAGCGACCGCGACGCGAAGCAUCUGAGGAGUCUCAGCGAGGCGACGGUGAGCUCGGCAUCGUCGGGCGGCGAACAGGGCGGUGCUGGCGGUGGGCCGACGGCGAGGGAGCAGCAGCAACAGCCGCGCGGCGUCCCGACCACGGUGCCCGAGACGCCGACGCCCGGUCACCCGAGCCCGUUGAGCCCGCCGACGGGGGCGUCGGACGGGGAGGACUACAUCAGCGCGAGGAUGCUGCCUGUGAGCCCGGCGGGUACGGCGACGAUGAGAAGGAGCAUGUUCCACGAGAGCGAGGAUGAUCUUGGAUCGAGGAGGUGA
This is a messenger RNA of Colletotrichum destructivum, 3901 nucleotides long. RefSeq names its product Putative galactose oxidase/kelch, beta-propeller, kelch-type beta propeller. The transcript has 5 exons. The record is from RefSeq and is a predicted model, not a curated record. Bases 1385 to 3901 code for a protein of 838 amino acids. Gene Ontology annotation, molecular function: protein binding. Lineage: Eukaryota; Fungi; Ascomycota; Sordariomycetes; Glomerellales; Glomerellaceae.